This is a messenger RNA of Cucumis sativus (cucumber), 1344 nucleotides long. RefSeq names its product protein YeeZ. The record is from RefSeq and is a predicted model, not a curated record. Lineage: Eukaryota; Viridiplantae; Streptophyta; Magnoliopsida; Cucurbitales; Cucurbitaceae. Bases 119 to 1204 code for a protein of 361 amino acids. The transcript has 8 exons.
UAAUAUUUUUUUAAGGUUAAAAAUAUCAUUUUGAAUUCUAAAGUUUGUUCAAAUUGGAAAAAUUAAGAGUAAGGAAGCUGAGAAUCACUUGUGCAGUUUUGUAGCUCAUCACUAUGAAAUGGAUGCAUUGUGUUGGAAUCAUCCAGCAAUAUCUCUGAAACCCACCCAAAGUUCUGAGAAUCAUGCUUUCCUUACACCCAAAUCUUCUUCCUUGCUUUUUCACUGCCGAGCGGUGAUGAACAGUUCAAAUCCAGAAUCAAAACCAUCGCCACUGAAAAUCCAGAAUCGUAUGUUUAUUCUAGGGAUGGGUUUCGUCGGACAGUUCUUUGCGCAAGAAUUGAAGUACUCAGGAUGGGCUGUUUCUGGGACUUGUAGAAACCUUGGGCAGAAGAUGCAAUUGGAGGGAAGGGGUUUUGAUGUUUAUGUUUUUGAUGCAAAUGAUCCAGUACAGGACACUCUAAAAGCAAUGAAGUAUCAUACUCACCUUCUCAUUUCUAUUCCACCAGAUGUGGAUGUUGGCGAUCCUCUCCUCCAUCAUGAAAAGCUAUUAAGGACUACUUUACAGGGUGGAGAUCUUCGAUGGCUUUGCUAUUUGUCAUCGACAAGUGUUUAUGGAGAUUAUGGAGGUGCUUGGGUAGAUGAAGAUAACCCGACGAACCCCUUAAGUCAGUCAGGCAAGUUGAGAAUUGAAGCAGAGGAGAGAUGGAUAAAUUUGGGUAAUGAUCUUGGCCUCUCAACUCAAGUAUUUCGCCUUGGAGGUAUCUAUGGACCAGGACAUUGGUUCAAUCACAGUGCUAUUGACACAAUAAUCAAGCAGAGAUCCUUAUCCGAGCGUCAACAACGUAGAGCACGUAGACAAUUCACAUCCCGAGUUCAUGUUCAGGACAUCUGCCAAGCUCUUAAAGCCUGCAUUCAAAGGCCUUCUUCCAGGAGAUUUUACAACAUAGUUGAUGACGAUCCAGCUCCAAGGGAAGAAGUUUUCUCAUAUGCUCGAGAUUUGGUCGAGAAAAAGUGGCCUGGGAAAUUCGACACAUUGUCGAAGGUGGUAGAGGAAAGCGAUAUCACCAAUGGGCGUGGAAGGGGUGAUAAAAGAGUGUGUAAUGCACGUAUGAAAAGAGAGCUGGGAGUGAGUCUUGUGUAUCCCACUUAUAAAUCAGGAUUGCAAAGCAUACUUGACCAAAUGGGAGACGAGGAACCAUUGUGAAGGGAGUGGGAGACCUUCAUAUUUGUAGAUGAUAAAUGAACCUUUUUGUGUUAAAAAUUGUGCGCAAAAGAUUGAAUACUCGAACUUUAGGAUGAUUAUUAAUGCUUUUAGCAAUAACAAUUGAGUUAUGCUUGGAUUUA